CGGGAUUGUUUUUGAGCGCGAGGGUCCGACGCGCGGGAGACAAACGGAGGCGGGAAAUAAUUCUUAAGUAUAUGUGAUUGUGACAGCAGAAGUGGGCUUCAGUACCUACUUAGAAAAAGCGGCAAGAAUCGCUUUAUAUACACGGCCAGGUUUCGUUUAUUUCAUUGUGCUGUUACUCCACCUAAACUGGUACUAUGGCAAAAGUACAGAUCCUGAACAUGGUAGUUUUAGACAAUCCAUGUCCCUUCCACAAUCCUUUCCAGUUUGAAAUUACAUUUGAGUGUAUAGAGGAUCUACCAGAUGAUCUUGAGUGGAAAAUUAUUUAUGUAGGUUCGGCUGAGAGUGAAGAAUAUGAUCAAGUGCUAGACUCUGUACUUGUGGGUCCUGUGCCUGCUGGACGUCACAUGUUUGUUUUUCAGGCAGAUGCCCCUAAUUCUAGUUUGAUCCCGGAGUCUGAUGCAGUUGGGGUAACUGUUGUACUUAUUACCUGCACAUACCGUGGGCAAGAGUUUAUUCGAGUUGGCUAUUAUGUUAACAAUGAAUAUGCUGACCCAGAGUUGCGAGAGAACCCACCACUCAAACCAGAUUUCAGCCAGCUCCAGAGAAACAUCCUGGCUUCAAAUCCUCGUGUGACACGCUUCCACAUCAACUGGGAUGGUACAAGUGAAUCAAAGAUGGAAGAUAUUGAGAAUGUGGACCCUGCUCCCCAUACCAUGUUACCUCCAAGUUGUGUGCCCACAAAAGGCCUUGCAAGUGCACUUAACACCAUUCCAGACAAUUCUAUGGACUGCAUGUGAUCCCUUCUGUGUUUGGGAAUUCCAAAAGAACCUUCGUGCAGCUGUUUUGCUGUGCCUCUUAGCAAAAAAAAAAAACUUAUAAACUAUGGCUGUGCCAAUAUUCUGUACAGCUGCUACAUGACUAAAGUUUUUCAGUUUUGUAAAUCUGUAAUCAAUACCAACUUUUUUUGAUAAAAAGCAACGUCUUUAAGCACCGUUUUUGUAUAAAGAAUGGACCGUGGCACUUCCCUCUUUUUAAUCAACUUUAAAGUCCAUCUGAAUUCAGUUUUGUUUUUUACAAGUUUACUUAGCACUUCAGACCAGCAUCUUAUUUUGGUAAGAUCCCCAAGUGAUUAAGGCUCUAGUUGUUCUUGUUUUAACAAAAAGGGAGUUGUUGGCAUCUGUAGGGAAUACCUUUCAAAACACUGUCUUGUUUUUUCCUGUUGACAUCAGUCACGGUGAGUCUUGCUCCACAUUUCAGGAUAACAUACUACCUCUUCUGCAGCCAAUACUCUUCACCAACUUCCUUUUUAUUAGUGACAAUUCUUUUUGGUAUCUAACUGCCAUUAUGUGCAGAACCAUACAGUGUGCUGUGUAAUUGACAAUCUAACUGAAUCAACUUUAGUCAUUCAUUGCUCGGGUAGCACAGUUAAUAUUUUUAAAGGGACAUAAAACUCAAAAAAAUUCUUUCAUGAUUCAGAUAAAACAUACAAUUGUAAACAACUUUCUAAUUUCCUUCUAUUUUUUUAUUUUCUCCUUAGAAAAGCAUGAAGGCAAGUUCAGGGGUGUGCACGUCAGCAGUUUUGCAACAAUGUUAUGUAUCUAGAUAUCUCUUAAACAAAGAAUAACAUGAGAAUAUUUCUAAUUUGUUUAAGUAAAUUGGAAACUUAAAAAAAAAAUUAUAUUCUCUAUCUGAAUCAUGAAAGGAGGGGAAGAAAUGGGUUUCAUGUCCUAAUAAUUUACAUUUGUUCUCACUAAAUAAGUAUAGUUACAGAAUAUCCAGACAUGCUAGACUAUUUCUGUAGUUUCUAAUAUUGGUAAAACAUGGUAUUCUGAACAAAAGUUGGUCAAUUUUGUAUACAUUUUUUGGAAGAGCCCAACUAGCACAAACGGGAACCAUCUUGAUAGAUAUGGCGUGGACUGUUAAUAUUCAGAUAUGUGUUUCAUAUCAUCAACUUCUCUAGUAAUUUGUAUUUUGAAACACUGUCAUUUGAUAACCAUUCGCAUGGAUUUUCAUUCUUGUAAAUAUGAGUAGGAUUUUGCUUAAAUAAAAGCACUUAGAAAGUUGUGUAUUAA
This is a messenger RNA of Bombina bombina (fire-bellied toad), 2072 nucleotides long. Its product is annotated as histone chaperone asf1b. The record is from RefSeq and is a predicted model, not a curated record. NCBI's taxonomy places the organism in Eukaryota, Metazoa, Chordata, Amphibia, Anura, Bombinatoridae. Gene Ontology annotation, molecular function: histone binding. Gene Ontology annotation, cellular component: nucleus. The transcript has 5 exons. Bases 195 to 797 code for a protein of 200 amino acids. Gene Ontology annotation, biological process: DNA replication-dependent chromatin assembly.